CGGGCAGUUUCACUUCUGAAGCGCGAGCAGGAGGCGAGGUUCCCCCCGGGGUGCGUGGGGCCAGGCGGGCUCCGCGCUUCCGUACGAGCCGCCGCCUGAGAAGCCGCUGGGCUGGCGGACAGCUGCGCGCCCUCCCGCGGCCACAGAGCCGGGAGCAUGACGAGCCCCGCAGAAAAUGCAAAGGACAUUCUCGUGAUUUAUGAAGAAGAGGCAGAAGAAUGGGCUCUGUAUUUAAAAUCUCUUUUCAAACACAUAGUAAAGGAAGAAGGAAUCUUACUUUACAACUUAGAAGUUUCAUCUCUGGAACAUAUUGAAUUGUGCUGUUUAUCCUGUUAUAAAUGCAAACUGCUGAUAUUAUCCAAUGGACUUCUAAAAUGUCUCAAUCAGACAAAAAGGCAUUUCCUAGACCAGGUUCUUGAACCACCAGAUAAGGUUGUGAUUCUGCUUUGUGGGGUGUACAAUUCAGACAUUCUCUAUGAAAUACUGACGUUAGACAAAAGUACCUGGGAGAUCUCUACUGAUCAAGAUCCUGAGGAAUACCUCUCCAUUAUGACCAAUAUUAUUCAACAAGGUGAACCACAGAACGAAGAAUUAGAAGAGUUGCUGUCUUAUACCUAUGCAGAAGUUCUUUCAAAUGAUUAUCAAGAUAACUCUCAUCGUAACACUUUGGAUGCAGUAGCAUUAGAACAAACAAAUGUAAAUUUGGAAACUGAUGUGGCUUCUGAAACAUUGGAAAUUAACAGACCAUUAAUACUGGUGUUACCAACAAGAAUACCAUGUGAGAACCCUGGUGAAAUAUUCAUUCUAUUGAGAGAUGAAAUAGCUGAUGAGACUGUAGAAAUUGAAUUCAUAACAGACAACAAACGAAUCAGAAUACAACCAGACCUAUGGAAUGAGAAGGUCAGGUACAUGAAAGCUCUAGAUUUUCCUGCUGGCCUUGUAAAUGUAAAUGUCUACUGUGAGGGAGUCAUUAAGGCUGUGAUGCAGAUUGAAUACUACACAGCAAUAGGGGAGAUUGAAUGCAUACUUAAGAAAGUGGCUGACCCAAUAGCUUUUGCUUGUCAGGCUUUCAAGUUUUCUUCCAUAGAAAAGCUUGACAAUAUUCUGACCUUCCUACUGAAAAGCGAGGUGUCUGCUUAUGAAUGCAAUGUUUUCCAGAGUGAAGAUAUGCACCAUGAACAAGCUAAUUUAAACUUGGAAGAACUUCCUACUCUUCUCCACUGUGCAGCUAAAUUUGGAUUAAAGAACCUUACUAGUUUUCUGCUUCAGUGCCCCAAGGCAACUGAGGUUUGCAGAACAACCAACAAAUAUGGAGAAAACCCAGCAUGUAUUGCUAGAAAGCAUGGUCACAGUGAACUUCAAAAACUCAUCCAAGAAUUCUCAAUUAAUGCAACAGAUGGUGAAAAUAGUGAUCAAGAAGAAGAGGCAGAGGAAGAUGACACUUAUGUGGUCAUGCUCCCUUCAGAUUCUCCAUUUACCUCUUCAUUAACAGCUGGGAAGCACCCAGAAGAUCAGCAUGAAAUUGGUCUGAAACAUUGGGAAGAAGCUGAUGAGAAGGAGGAAGACAGCGAGAGAGGUCAAGAAAACUUAAGAGACAAAAAAGAGAGAGAUCCUGAAAAAAACAAACUAGAGGAAGCAACAUGCAAGUCUGAUGACAUCACUGACAGUUUAUAUGCCUGCAUAUGUGAUGAUGAUGAUGAUGAUGAUGAUGGUGAACAUGAAGUGGGCAGAAGAGACUUCUUUCUCUUUGACAGGCCACCCCUACCUCCUCGAGAGCCUGCUGCUACUCAAAUAUAUACUGAUCUUCACUCCUUUAUACCAGUCAGUAAACUGGUGGAAGACAGAAAGGAAAGGGAACACACCAGUGAACAUCUAGAAGCAUACGAUGGAGAAGAACAAGAUAUAGCUGUGGAAGUACAGAGGGAAGAGGAUGAGGAGGAUCCAUACACUUUUGCCACGUUGGAGGAUGGUGUGUACGACAUGAUACUAGCUGCUUCUGAUGAGGAGAGAAGAAAGGAACGCAGAUCGUUUAUCAUGAACAGGCCACCAGCACCUGCCCCUCGUCCCUUGUCUUCCCCAGUCAAAGAGGAGAACACUCCAUACAUAGUACAAGUUUUUCAGCAAAAGGCCACCAGGAGUCAUGGUGAUAACGAGAAGAUGUACUCUGCUGUCAGGAAGCAAGACAGAGGUCAAACUGAUUCUCCCACUUACACCACAUUGAGACACUGCAUCCCCUCUGGGCAGGAAGAACUGAUCCUUCUGCAAGAACGAGUGAAGCAAGGGACUAUUUCUGUGGAUGAAGCACUUGAGAAAUUUAAACAAUGGAAGAAUGAAAAAAGCAGUUCAAAUAUCCCUCAGCAGGAAAAAGUACGCCAGCUCCGAGACUCCAUUAUCGGAAAAAGAGUAGAAAAGGAAAAUCUGUACGAUAAGAUCACCAUUGAACAUCACCCACAUGUCUCCAAAUAGAACCCCAACAGAAAAGGGACAGAUGCCUAAUUAAUCAAGCUCAGUUCUUUAUUUGCUUGCCUAAGGACAUUCCACAUGUCUCCAAUCUACAUCCCGACUGAAGUUUGAUACACAGCACGCAUCUAAGAAAGCAGCUAUGCUGUCAUGACCACAAUUUCAACAUCUUCAUCCUGAAAAAGUCCAGCAUCCCUAAAGCUAGCAUUAAUAAAGUUUCUCAUCAAGUCAGUGCUAGAUUUUACACUCUUCUCCUUGCUUUUUAUCUCAGUUGAUCUUCUAAAUGAGUGAUUAAGAAAAAAUAAAGAUGCAGCAUACCUUGUUUUGUUUAAGACUUUACCAUUAGUGUAAAUAUUCUACAUAACUGCUAGAGAUGUAAUGUUAACAAAGCUGAAUGUGAAGUUAUAAAACUGAUGAUUCAGGUUUUAUUUUCCAUUUAAAACCAUUUUUACA
Gavialis gangeticus (Gharial) is the source of this 2913-nucleotide messenger RNA. RefSeq names its product B-cell scaffold protein with ankyrin repeats 1 (gene BANK1). Lineage: Eukaryota; Metazoa; Chordata; Crocodylia; Gavialidae. The record is from RefSeq and is a predicted model, not a curated record. Bases 157 to 2466 code for a protein of 769 amino acids. Gene Ontology annotation, molecular function: protein tyrosine kinase binding; signaling receptor binding. The transcript is spliced from 18 exons. Gene Ontology annotation, biological process: negative regulation of B cell activation; B cell activation; negative regulation of phosphatidylinositol 3-kinase/protein kinase B signal transduction.